Molecule: messenger RNA, 1805 nt
Organism: Populus trichocarpa (black cottonwood)
Lineage: Eukaryota; Viridiplantae; Streptophyta; Magnoliopsida; Malpighiales; Salicaceae
Exons: 8
Coding region: 322-1623 (433 amino acids)
Molecular function (GO): zinc ion binding
Source: RefSeq, a predicted model, not a curated record
CUGCGGGAUAGAGAAAGAUGACUUCUCUCGUCUUUUUCGAAGCCACCAUAACAGUGUUAUGUUUCUACUCCAUAAAUUCUUUUUGAACACACGUGGAAACACAGUAACAUUACAGCAACGUUAACUCUAUACCUCUCUCCAUUUUUUUUCCUAUUCCUUGAUUCUCUCUUUCUCAAUCUUUGUUGUUUAGGUGUUUUUGACCCUCUCGCCCUAUUUAUGGUUUCAAUUUACUAAUAUUAUUAUAUAUUGAUACCCCUUUUGAGAUUAUUCCUCAAUCUUGAGAAAUUUGUCAAAACGAAAAGAAAGAAAGAAAAAGAAGUAAUGCAAGCAAUUCAGCCAGGAGUCAACAAUGGAGUUGCUGAUGGUUCUCCAGCAGAGGCUGAUCCCAAAAAUGCGGAACCCUCAAAUGAAGUAUUAAAUCCAGAACCAAGUGAAAGACGCUCUGAUCUUUCACUUCAAAUCCCACCUAGACCUGUAGGUUUUGGCAGUAGCUGUAGUGGGAAAGGCUUACUCCACUCUCAAAAUUCAUAUAAAAGCAAUUCACCAGGAAGCUUGUUGCAGACUUUCAGCUUGAAGCGAAAAUCUGCUGCCCCUGAUGGUGAGAAGAGUUCUCUCCUUAAUUCAGACCACAUGACAGCUCUAGAUAGUCCUAUUAUGGCCAGCUUCAAGUCGGCUUUUUCUUGGGAAAGAUGCACUUCUCUUCCUGUCACACCUGCAUCAAACUUGUCCCCUUCCCCUUCCGUUUCCAUGCCUGAUUCAGCAAGAAUGCCUGUUGAAUCUCAUAAAAUAAAAAAAGUGGCUGGUCAUGUGAUUCCAAGGUCCCUUUCUGUUCCUGGGCGAAAUGUUGUUAUUGUCCAAUCUGCAUCUUUUGCUACUCAUGAUGAGCAUGUUGCAACAGAUCCUAGCAAUGCAGAUCAAAUAACACCUGUUCCAAUGCAAGCCGAUGAUGAAGAAAUUGCUGAAGAGGAAGCUGUAUGUAGGAUCUGUUUUGAUGUAUGUGAAGAAGGAAAUACACUCAAAAUGGAAUGCAGUUGCAAAGGUGACCUCAGACUUGUACAUGAAGACUGUGCAAUUAAGUGGUUUAGCACCAAAGGAAACAAGUAUUGUGAUGUAUGCGGGCAAGAAGUUAAGAACUUGCCUGUAACUUUGCUGCGGGCAACAAGCUUAGCCCAAAGAAAUAACAGACAGGAACAGAGUCGCCAGAGGUUGCAGCAAAUAAGUGCCUGGCAGGACUUUGUUGUGCUUGUCUUAAUUAGCACCAUAUGCUAUUUCUUCUUCUUGGAGCAAGUGUUGAUUCGUGACAUGAAGACUCAAGCAAUUAUAGUUGCUGCACCAUUUGCAUUUACAUUGGGCCUUUUGUCAUCUAUCUUUGCGGUCAUUCUAGCAAUCAGAGAGUAUAUAUGGACAUUUGCUGCACUUGAGUUUGCAUCUGUGGCCAUCACUGUCCACAUAUUCUACAGUAUGUUUCAUCUGAAGAUCAUUUAUGCGAUACUCCUUUCAUCUGUUUUGGGCUUUGGGAUAGCUAUGAGCCUCAACUCAUUGUACUUUCAAUAUUAUGCUUGGCGAGUUCAGGUUGGUCAGAACCAGAACCAGAACCAGAACCAGAACUCAAAUCCAGUAUGAGUUGGUAUCAGAGUGAAAUGAGGUCUAGCAUAUUAUGCUUGUGAUAGAUUUAUGGUGUGCAUAUCUGUUGUUUAUCACCACCCAGUUAACUUGGAAACAUACUAAGAAAUACCAGACAGUAAGUUCUUGUUCUUAGACAAUUUCAAGGUAUGUUGCCAAAUGAAGGAAAUUCACAUGCAUGA